Messenger RNA from Caenorhabditis bovis, 459 nucleotides. The record is from the annotation of a GenBank genome assembly. NCBI's taxonomy places the organism in Eukaryota, Metazoa, Nematoda, Chromadorea, Rhabditida, Rhabditidae.
AUGGCUCAGCUUUUCGCAGGAACGACAUUGAUUCGCCAGAAUGGAGAUAAAGUUGAUGGAGGCGAGGCUUUGAAGGGAAAGAAGGUUGUCGCUCUUUACUUCUCCGCUAUGUGGUGUGGAUCCUGCCGUCAAUUUGCCCCAAAACUGAAGAGAUUCUACGAGGCUAUGAAGUCUUCUGGUAAGGAUUUCGAAAUUGUUUGGGUUUCACGUGAUCGCGCUGAAGAAGAUCUUAUGGAAUAUUUUGAGCAAGCCGGUGACUGGUUGGCAAUUCCAUUUGGAGAUGAGAGAAUCCAGGAGUAUUUGAAAAAGUACGAAGUUCCAACUAUCCCAGCACUGAAAAUUAUUGGCCCAGAUGGCGAACUUGUGGAUGCUGAUGCACGCAAUCAAGUUCAAGAAAAAGGAAAGGAGGAGCCAGAAGCUCUAUAUAAUGAAUGGGUGGCUAAGAUCGACGCAUUGUAA